Messenger RNA from Tribolium castaneum (red flour beetle), 2290 nucleotides. It is a transcript of the gene Rint1, whose product is annotated as RAD50 interactor 1. Bases 1 to 2241 code for a protein of 746 amino acids. Gene Ontology annotation, cellular component: Dsl1/NZR complex. The transcript has 8 exons. NCBI's taxonomy places the organism in Eukaryota, Metazoa, Arthropoda, Insecta, Coleoptera, Tenebrionidae. The record is from RefSeq and is a predicted model, not a curated record. Gene Ontology annotation, biological process: regulation of ER to Golgi vesicle-mediated transport; retrograde vesicle-mediated transport, Golgi to endoplasmic reticulum; endoplasmic reticulum to Golgi vesicle-mediated transport.
AUGACCACAUCGGAAUCAAAAAAAGAAUUAGUUAAUGAACUGAAUAAGAAGUACGGUAAAGAUUUAUUAAAUUACGAAAAAUGUAAGAAGAUCUAUGAGCAAUUGCAACAAAACAAGUCUGAGAUUGAAAGACAGUUAAAUUUAAACGAUGAGUCAUCUUCGAUUGGUAAAGUUGUCAAAGAGGCGGAAAUUGCGGCACAAAACACUGAUCUUUGUUUGGAAAGAACUACCGAUGUUAUUGACGAAAUUAAAGCAAAUCUCGUUGAAGUUGAAGAUGUGAGGCGAGAUGUGCAGAAACGUCUUGAUAAAUUAAAUGCCUUACAAACAACCUUCCAGUACUUUAAAGUCAUACAGAGAAUUGAGUUUUUGAGCGACGAAUUAGAACGCGAAUUUAAGAAAAAAGACGAUGAGCAGUGCGUCACAAUUUUUGCGAAUUUGUGCGAAAUCAGCCGUAAUUUAACUGAUUUUCAAGGUAGCAAUUUGAGGAAUUAUCUCAAGGACACUCUACACUAUUGGCACAACGUACUAAAGGAAAAACUAGCAAAAGAUUUCGAUGACGUAAUGAAAUCACUCAAAUGGCCAUUCGUUAGUGCAAACUUCAGUCUACAAACGCCCUCUCCUAACAGCAUUCUGAAGCUACAAAUUGUGGCAGAAUAUCUGCUCCAAAUCGAACUUCCAAGUGAGACAAUUGAUCCGAGGAUAACUUCGGCCCUUUUGAGCGAUUUUCCACCCCUUUGUCUCCCAGUUAUGCUCCUAGUCCAACCCUUAAAGAAACGGUUUUUGUACCAUUUCUACGGCGCCCGUCAGACCAACAGGCCUGAUAAGCCCGAAUGGUACUUUACCCAGAUUUUAACAUGGAUCAGGGACCAUGCCGAAUUUUUAGUCAAGUGGAUUCAGCCGGUGAUUGAUAAAUUGGGGCUCCACCACAUUGACGCCAAAUUGGAAUUCAUCAGAGGCCUUGUACAGUUGGCUGUGGAGAAGCUAAACUCUGAUUUGCCUAACUUACAAUUUGACGAUUUCACUUUUUCGCACUCUAUUGACGAAGCUCUUGGCUUUGAUAAAGAAUUGCGUGAAACCUACAGUUAUCCACCGACGCAGCCGAGUAUUUUAGCCGUUUUAACUCAAGCUAAAAUCAUUAUUAAGUGGAUGGCUAUGGAGAAAAAAUAUGCUAUGGAAAAAAUGGACGCGAUGAUGUCCUCAGCCACAGUCGAUCCUUUCGAGCCGCUAACUUACGAUAUUGAAGAGCUGAAAAUAACAACAUGUGCCGAUGCUUUUAUAACGCUUCUUCAGACAAUCACGGAACGUUACGAGGCAUUGCCACAACCCGGCCACCGCUUGCAGUUCUUAGACCUCCAGUUAGAGUUACUGGAUGAUUUUAGAAUAAGAUUAUUGCAACUGGUUAACGCGGAACAUGAAAAUAUAGUCGAAUCGAAGAUCCCCACGAUUGCUAACACGAUCUAUUACAUCGAGAAUGUUUUAGUUGAUUGGGGGGCAAUGUUGCACUAUUUGAAUUUAUACUACUACAAAAGCCAGUUGAAUGACUACAAAGCACCCACAAGCCCGUCAAGUGAUUCGGACGACUUUGACCCCACGGAUAUUGAGGGUGAAACUGUUUUUGCCGAAACUUUAUCACUCUAUAGGCACAUGAGACGCGACUUGUUAUUUAAUUUAUCAGAUUAUGUCAUGUUGGAAGUCAGGUCACAAGGUAAAGCCUACAGGAGGGAAAGGUGGUCCUCUAUGAAUGUCGGUAAAGACAUCAAAGGCCUGUCUUUAACACCCACAGCCUGCCCUAUUUUCGAAAUCGUGGCUAAACGACUACACCAACUGCAAAAAACUCUAGCUUCGAAACUUUUUACGAUAGUUUGGCGCUCGGUUGCGCAACAAUUAGAUAAUUACCUCUUUGAGGAUCUUGUCCUUGAUAAUAGAUUUAACACUGGAGGCGCUUUGCAGUUAAAGUAUGACGUAACAAGGAAUUUACUGCCGUUAUUUUCGCAAUAUACCGAAAGGCCCGAAACGUAUUUCGUCCAACUGAUUGAAGCUUGCAAUCUUUUAAAUAUAACUAAAGGGUCCGCUUUGCUACUACGAGAGACUCUCUUGGCUCUUGAGGGGGCCACAGGUAUUGAGGACUCCCGCGGGAGAGCCCUCAAGGAGGUUGGGGUGGUCAGCUUCACCCCAAAAAUGGCCGUUAAGAUUCUAAACCAGCGCACCGACAUUACUGUUAAUAGGAUGGACGUUGAUUGAAGCAUUUAUACGUUUUGUUGAGAAAUUUUAUAAUAAAUGUUUUCCCCAC